Messenger RNA from Chrysochloris asiatica (Cape golden mole), 834 nucleotides. It is a transcript of the gene NSUN7, whose product is annotated as NOP2/Sun domain family, member 7. The transcript is spliced from 5 exons. The record is from RefSeq and is a predicted model, not a curated record. The coding region runs from base 1 to 834 and encodes 277 amino acids. NCBI's taxonomy places the organism in Eukaryota, Metazoa, Chordata, Mammalia, Afrosoricida, Chrysochloridae.
AUGUUUAACUCCUCCAGUGAACUGGAGUUUUCGAACCAAACAAGUUCGGAGGAAAUCGCCCAGCUCGCUUCCCUGGAGUUGCCGUCCAGAGGAAAAAGCUCCACGUGUUUAGCCGAAAAACCUGGCUACCCCGAUUCCAUCUACGUUAUGGCAGCGAACAUUUUUCAGGGCAUUCGAAUCGAAAAGUCACCAGAGAAGGUCUUAAUCAAGUAUGGGAAUGAACCUCUACCGGCCUCCGAGCCUGAGGAUGAAACCUUCCAGCGUUUAUCCUAUGAACUGGCGUUCAGUGCCCUAAAGUAUCAAGAUAUUUUGGAAAGUAUAUUAAUAGACAGUUAUAUCUUCCCAAGUACCACAAUACCAGAUCAUUUGAGCAGUCUUAUUAUUGUCAUGCUGUAUGAUUUCCAAGACAGAAAAUUCCAAGCUCGUCUCCUUCCUGACGACGAAGACACCAUAUUGGAAGUUCAAGAAGUAGAGAACCUUCUGAAUAGUUUUAAGACAAAAUUGGCUGCAUCGUUGGCAAGAUGUCGAAUCAAACAUGAUGCCCUUUCAAUAUACCACAUUCUACCAGAAACAGUCAGAAAGCAGGAGCUAAGGGCCUCCACUUUGCCACUUUAUGCAUGGAUAAAUACAUGUAAAAUCAGCCCUGACGAAGUUUAUAGUAAUUUAAGGAAAAACGGCUAUCAUAAAGUCAAAUCUGUAUUGCAUAUUGAUGAUAAAGUCUUUGCUGUGGACACACAUUGCUAUGAUGUGUUAAUUUUUCCAUCUCAUCUGAAAAAUGAUCUUCUACAUAUAGAUCUUGUCAAGGACUACAAACUUAUAUUUCAGGUAAACUAA